Trichechus manatus latirostris (Florida manatee) is the source of this 14633-nucleotide messenger RNA. RefSeq names its product helicase with zinc finger (gene HELZ). NCBI's taxonomy places the organism in Eukaryota, Metazoa, Chordata, Mammalia, Sirenia, Trichechidae. Gene Ontology annotation, biological process: regulatory ncRNA-mediated post-transcriptional gene silencing. Gene Ontology annotation, cellular component: P granule; cytosol. The record is from RefSeq and is a predicted model, not a curated record. The transcript is spliced from 35 exons. Gene Ontology annotation, molecular function: protein binding; ATP binding; hydrolase activity. Bases 334 to 6162 code for a protein of 1942 amino acids.
AUAAUGCUUUGUGGGGACGUUGACAAGUGGAUCCAAGAUGGCGUAGAAAGUAAUGACAGGAAUUGGAUGAAGUAAUUGAUCACUAAUGAACUACAGUGCUGGUGAGAUGUGUCAGAAAUUAUAAAGAGCUCUGAUGGGCUAUUUGGGUGAUACCCAGCGCAGUGAACUGCAGUCUCCAGCUGUGUCUUCUCCUGGGUUUUUUAAUCCUCUUUCCAGAUGCUUUUAAGGGAUAAGAUAUUUCUACAUUUUUUGAUGUACCAAGACUCUCAAAAAUUGAAGGGGCUUAGACUUCUUCUAGGAUCCCUGGUCCAAAAGGAUUUUUGUCCCUGAGUCAUGGAAGACAGAAGAGCUGAGAAGUCAUGUGAACAAGCGUGUGAAUCACUUAAAAGGCAGGACUAUGAAAUGGCCCUCAAGCACUGCACAGAGGCCCUCCUUUCUCUAGGCCAGUACUCCAUGGCAGACUUCACAGGGCCAUGUCCACUGGAGACAGAACGCAUCAAAAUUGAGAGUCUUCUUUACAGAAUUGCCUCAUUUUUGCAACUGAAAAACUAUGGGCAAGCAGAUGAAGACUGUAGGCAUGUGUUGGGAGAAGGAUUGGCCAAGGGAGACGGUGCCUUUCGGGCAGUGCUUUGCUGCAUGCAGCUGAAAGGAAAGCUCCAACUUGUGUCCAGCAUUCUUGCCAAGUCACUGACAGGAGAGUCCCUGAAUGGGAUGGUAACAAAAGAUUUGACAAGACUAAAAACACUUCUCACAGAAACAGAGACAGCAACGAGUAACGUCCUCUCUGGAUAUCACAUGGAAGACUUAGAAGAGGGAUCUUGUAAUGGUUGGCAUUUCCGCCCACCACCUAGGGGAAUCACAAGCAGCGAGGAAUAUACUUUGUGUAAAAGAUUUUUAGAGCAAGGAAUCUGUAGGUAUGGUGCUCAGUGUACUUCAGCACAUUCCCAGGAAGAACUGGCAGAAUGGCAGAAAAGAUAUGCUUCACGGUUGAUAAAAUUGAAACAGCAAAAUGAGAAUAAACAGCUCUCAGGCAGUUACAUGGAAACGUUGAUAGAAAAGUGGAUGAAUUCAUUAUCUCCAGAGAAAGUGCUUAGUGAGUGUAUAGAAGGAGUAAAGGUAGAGCAUAAUCCUGAUCUGUCAGUUACUGUCAACACCAAAAAAUCUCAUCAGACGUGGACCUUUGCUCUCACUUGUAAGCCUGCAAGAAUGCUGUAUCGUGUAGCAUUGCUUUAUGAUGCUCAUCGUCCUCAUUUUAGUAUCAUUGCAAUAUCUGCCGGAGAUAGUACUACCCAGGUAUCGCAAGAAGUCCCAGAAAACUGUCAAGAGUGGAUAGGAGGAAAGAUGGCCCAAAAUGGAUUAGAUCAUUAUGUGUAUAAAGUCGGGAUAGCGUUUAACACAGAAAUAUUUGGAACUUUUCGCCAAACCAUAGUUUUCGACUUUGGAUUGGAACCAGUACUCAUGCAAAGAGUAAUGAUUGAUGCAGCUUCUACAGAAGAUCUUGAAUACCUGAUGCAUGCAAGACAACAGCUAGUAACCACAGCUAAGCGUUGGGAUUCUUCUUCUAAGACUAUUAUAGAUUUUGAGCCUAAUGAAACUACUGAUUUGGAGAAGAGCCUUCUUAUCAGAUACCAAAUUCCUCUUUCUGCUGACCAGCUAUUUACCCAGUCUGUUUUAGACAAAUCAUUGACCAAGAGCAACUAUCAGUCACGGUUGCAUGACCUUCUUUAUAUUGAAGAGAUAGCCCAGUAUAAAGAAGUCAGCAAGUUCAACCUUAAAGUGCAGUUGCAGAUUCUAGCAAGCUUCAUGCUCACUGGAGUUUCUGGAGGUGCAAAGUAUGCUCAGAAUGGACAACUUUUCGGCCGCUUUAAGCUUACUAAAACACUUUCGGAAGAUACUUUGGCUGGACGACUGGUGAUGACCAAAGUCAAUGCUGUUUAUUUAUUACCAGUCCCUAAAGAGAAGUUAGUACAGACCCAGGGAACCAAAGAGAAGGUUUAUGAAGCUACUAUUGAAGAAAAAACAAAAGAAUAUAUAUUUUUAAGGAUAUCCAGGGAAUGCUGUGAAGAACUUAAUCUUCGACCUGAUUGUGACACACAGGUUGAACUUCAGUUUCAAUUAAAUCGCUUACCCCUCUGUGAAAUGCAUUAUGCACUAGACAGGAUCAAGGACAAUGGGGUUUUGUUUCCAGACAUCACUAUGAAUCCCACUAUACCUUGGAGUCCCAACAGACAGUGGGAUGAGCAGUUGGAUCCUCGACUAAAUGCAAAACAGAAAGAGGCUGUUCUGGCUAUUACAACUCCACUUUCUAUACAACUGCCACCUGUUCUUAUCAUCGGACCCUAUGGGACAGGCAAAACGUUCACACUAGCUCAGGCUGUCAAGCAUAUACUCCAGCAACAGGAGACUAGCAGGAUUCUCAUUUGCACCCAUUCUAAUAGUGCUGCUGACCUCUACAUAAAGGAUUAUUUACAUCCAUAUGUAGAAGCAGGCAAUCCCCAGGCAAGACCUCUCAGGGUAUAUUUCAGAAAUCGCUGGGUAAAGACUGUCCACCCAGUUGUGCAUCAGUACUGUUUGAUCUCAAGCGCACAUUCCACCUUUCAGAUGCCACAGAAAGAAGAUAUUCUUAAACAUCGAGUGGUUGUUGUUACAUUGAAUACUUCCCAGUACCUCUGUCAGUUGGACCUUGAACCUGGGUUUUUUACACACAUUCUGUUAGAUGAAGCUGCACAGGCCAUGGAGUGUGAAACCAUUAUGCCUCUAGCAUUAGCAACUACAAACACUCGGAUUGUCCUGGCUGGAGACCACAUGCAGCUCAGUCCUUUUGUUUACAGCGAGUUUGCUAGGGAGAGAAACCUUCACGUCUCAUUACUUGAUCGACUCUACGAACACUACCCUGCUGAGUUUCCCUGUAGGAUCCUCCUCUGUGAGAACUACCGCUCGCAUGAAGCUAUCAUCAACUACACUUCUGAGCUUUUCUAUGAAGGCAAACUGAUGGCCAGUGGAAAGCAGCCAGCACACAAGGAUUUCUACCCACUGACUUUCUUCACAGCACGAGGGGAAGAUGUACAAGAAAAAAAUAGCACAGCUUUUUAUAAUAAUGCAGAGGUAUUUGAAGUGGUGGAACGUGUAGAAGAGUUAAGAAGGAAGUGGCCAGUAGCAUGGGGGAAAUUAGAUGAUGGCAGUAUUGGUGUGGUGACUCCGUAUGCUGAUCAAGUGUUUAGGAUACGUGCUGAACUUCGGAAAAAGAGAUUAUCCGAUGUUAAUGUAGAAAGGGUGCUAAAUGUUCAAGGAAAGCAAUUCAGAGUUUUGUUUCUUAGCACAGUACGUACAAGGCAUACUUGUAAACAUAAACAGACACCAAUUAAAAAGAAAGAGCAACUGCUGGAAGAUUCCACGGAGGACUUAGACUAUGGUUUUUUAUCUAACUACAAGCUUCUCAACACUGCCAUCACCAGAGCACAAUCCCUAGUUGCUGUAGUGGGUGAUCCCAUUGCUUUGUGCUCUAUUGGAAGAUGCAGGAAAUUUUGGGAGCGGUUUAUUGCCCUGUGUCAUGAAAAUAAUAGCCUACAUGGAAUCACUUUUGAACAGAUUAAGGCUCAGUUAGAGGCUUUAGAACUAAAGAAGACAUAUGUGUUGAAUCCACUGGCACCUGAAUUUAUUCCCCGUGCUCUAAGACUGCAGCAUACAGGAAAUACCAGCAAACAACAGCAAUCACCACCCAAGGGGAAAGUCCUUCACCAUACCCAGAAUGAUCAUUUCCAGAAUGAUGGAAUUGUUCAGCCCAAUCCUUCCGUACUUAUUGGCAAUCCUAUUAGAGCAUAUACUCCUCCACCCACUCUUGGACCUCCCCCAAAUUUGGGAAAAUCUCCAAGCCCUGUUCAAAGAAUAGACCCUCACUCUGGGACAAGUAUUCUUUAUGUACCUGCUGUCUAUGGAGGGAACGUAGUUAUGUCGGUGCCUUUACCUGUACCAUGGACAGGAUACCAGGGAAGGUUUGCAGUUGAUCCUCGAAUCAUUACACACCAGGCAGCGAUGGCCUAUAAUAUGAACCUGUUACAGACACAUGGACGGGGGUCUCCUAUACCGUAUGGCCUUGGACAUCACCCGCCUGUCAGCAUAGGGCAGCCACAAAAUCAGCAUCAGGAGAAGGAUCAACAUGAGCAAAAUCGAAAUGGUAAAACUGAUACAAAUAAUCUUGGGCCUGAAAUUAAUAAGAUUCGAACACCAGAGAAAAAGCCUACAGAACCAAAACAGGUUGAUUUGGAAUCAAAUCCACACAACAGAAGUCCUGAAUCACGUCCUGGAGGUGUUUAUCCCAGUACCAAAUUUCAUCGCAAAGAUAAUCUCAACCCAAGACACAUAAAUCUUCCUCUUCCUGCUCCCCAUGCACAGUAUGCAAUUCCUAACCGCCAUUUUCAUCCCCUUCCCCAGCUACCAAGACCACCAUUUCCAAUUCCGCAGCAGCACAGUUUGUUAAAUCAGCAGCAGAAUAAUUUGCCUGAGCAACCAAAUCAGAUGCCACCCCAGCCAAAUCACGUAGUCCAGCAGCAGAAUCAGCUGAAUCAGCAGACUCAGCAGCCACCACCUCAACUCUCUCCUGCAUACCAGCCAGGGCCCAACAAUGCUUUUUUUAAUAAUGCAGUUUCUCAUCGACCACAGUCUCCUGCCGAGGCUGCGAUUCCUGAACAGCAGCCCCCACCCAUGCUGCAAGAAGGCCACAGUCCCCUAAGAGCCAUUGCACAGCCCAGCCCCGUUCUUCCUUCACAUCUGAAUAAUUUCAUGGAUGAGAACUCCUCGGGAUUACCUACAGGGGAGGCUUUAGAUCGUAUACAUGGGAGUGUAGCUCUGGAAACAUUAAGGCAGCAGCAAGCACGGUUACAGCAGUGGAACGAGCAUAAUGCUUAUCUCAGUCAGGGCAGUAUUCCAUAUCCACACCAUCACCAUCACCUCCAGCAUCUCCCUCAGCCACCCAUUGGAUUCCAUCCACCGCCAGUGAGAGCAGACUGGAAGCUCACCAGCAGUGCCGGAGAUGAAGCAGAAACAACAUACUCAAGGUUUCAAGACUUAAUCAGAGAACUGUCUAAUCGUGAUCAAAGUGAAACACGGGAACUAGCUGAAAUGCCACCACCUCAAUCAAGACUUUUGCAAUAUAGACAAGUUCAGACUAGGAGCCCUCCAGCAGUCCCAUCACCCCCAUCCAAUUCAGACCACAGUAGCCACUUUUGUAACUUUAAUGACAACAACAGAGACGUUGAAGUAGCCAGCAACGCAGCAGCAUUUCCGCAGCGCCUACCACCCCAGAUAUUCAGCUCACCUUUCUCUUUGCCAUCUGAACACAUUGCUCCUCCUCCCUUGAAGUACCUGGCACCUGAUGGAGCAUGGACUUUUGCUAACUUACAACAGAAUCAUCUAAUGGGGCCGGGCUUUCCCUAUGGCCUACCUCCAUUGCCUCACAGGCCACCACAAAACCCUUUUGUGCAAAUACAGAAUCAUCAACAUGCUGUUGGUCAAGAGCCAUUUCACCCAUUAUCAUCUCGAACAGUAUCUUCUUCUUCGCUCCCUAGCUUAGAAGAGUAUGAACCCAGAGGACCUGGUCGGCCCUUGUACCAAAGAAGAAUCUCAUCCAGCUCAGUACAGCCUUGUUCUGAAGAAGUAAGCGCUCCUCAAGACAGUCUUGCUCAGUGUAAAGAGCUUCAGGACCAUAAUCACCAAUCUUCUUUCAACUUUUCAUCCCCGGAGUCCUGGGUAAACACCACCUCAUCUGCCCCCUACCAGAACAUUCCGUGCAAUGGACCCAGCAGGACAGCCCAGCCCAGAGAGUUGAUAGCUCCUCCCAAGACUGUCAAACCCCCUGAGGAUCAGCUGAAGUCUGAAAACCUGGAGUUGUCCAGUUCCUUCAAUUAUAACGUGCUGCAGCAUCUUGGCCAGUUCCCACCCCUCAUGCCCAACAAGCAGAUCGCGGAGUCUGCCAGCAGCAGUAGCCAGCAGAGCUCUGUGGGGAGCAAGCCCGCCAUGUCUUAUGCCAGCGCUCUGCGGGCCCCUCCCAAGCCCAGACCCCCACCUGAGCAGACUAAGAAGAGUAGCGACCCUCUGUCUCUGUUCCAGGAACUUAGCCUGGGCAGCGCUUCGGGCGGCAAUGGCUUUUACUCCUAUUUUAAAUAAUCACUUUUUUCCUCCAGGGAGAAUGUUUUAAUUUCUGUUUGUAUCGAUAGAAUUAAGAUAGUUGGACUUCACCUAUAGAUGCACAGUUCCCUUUGUUUUUAAUAUUAAAUAUGUUCUCACUUAAUUGCUUUGCUGCUAGACUUGCAACUAAUUUUUUAAAAGUAUAUGCCAUUAUUUUGCAUUUUUGAUGUGUCAGAAUUUUGACAGCUUUUAUGUAGAAUAAAAAAUAUUUUUAAAUUUGUGUAUUGUUAGAUACGUUUGCAUCAAGCUAGCAGCUAAGAGGUUAAUUGUGCAACUAUAAAGAAAAAAAAGAAAAAAGUUUGUCUAAAAUGUAUUUAAAAAGAAAAAAAAAACUGUAAGUAGCAUUUACAUUUAUUCAAUAAUAUUACCAUAUGCUGGGUUUCUGUACCAGAAAUGACCAGUUGAUGUACAAAUGUAUGUUAUUUUUGCUUAAAUUCAUUUAAAAUUUUUUAAAAUAAAGGGGCAGCAUCUUAAAAAUACUUUUAAGUUUUAUCAACCUUUUUUUUUGUGACAGGAUGCUGCAUUCUAAAACUUUUAUAGUUUUAGAUUACGUAUGAUGUGCUGUUGAAAUCUCCAUCCACCACAGGAUAGAGUGAAAGGCAUUCUUUGCAGGUGUAUUUAGUAUGCCACUGUUUUUUGAAAAGUGAAAAAACAUCGGCAUACUUAUUUUGUUUCUUGGACAAGCUACACUUCAAGCUUGUUUUUAAUGUUAAUUUGAUAGUGUUUUUUUGUUUUUAAACAAAUCAUGAAACUGAAAAAUUUUUAGGAUUGUUGGUGCUUAGUAGACUUGAUAACUAUUUUAAAAAUGAGUGAAUUUAGUAAAAUCCUUUUUACCCCCUUACUAUGCAUGUGUAAAUGUUUGUAAUCUGGCUUCUUCCCCCUUCUCUAGUGGUAUAAAGACUUGUGCCGCUUUAAGGUUUGUUUUUUUCCCUCAGUAAAAAUUUUGGUACCUUAUUUGAUGUUUACAUUAAAAUGCAACAUUAUACAUGGAAAUUCAAAUAUUUUGCUAACUGUUUUGUUUAAGGAACAUCAUUAAAGAAGAAAUACAAUGUUUGUCAAAGAUGUAUCAAAAUUCAUCUAGGGUAGAAAACUACCCUUGUUUUCCAUGUCUUUCAGUUCUUCUAAAGUAACCCCAAUGAACUUGUACAAAAAAUACAAAAUUUAAAUAGCUAUCUUAAAUAGUCUACAGUCUACAAAUUGUUUUGAAUGAACUUUGGUAAAAUCCAAAGGAAAACAUUCACCCUCUUAAAACUUGUGGUCUUGUAAUAUUUUUGAAGCGAUGCAUGUCCUUAUCAUCUUUCCUGAACUAGCAGUACUACUUUUAUACUUCCAAGAGAUCUUGAAACUGUAACUUUUUUUUUUUUUUUUAAAUAAGACGAGUCUGCAAAUGAACCCAACCUUCCUGGCGAUCCAUUCAAAAUUCUUUUUUUUGAAGGACGACUUUUAAUAGGCCAUCCUAUGUUAGAAGAAGUACAUUUUUAUCUGGAGUUUAGUUUAUGUUGGCCAGCUAUAACACCCUGUAGCCCUCAGACUAUUUAGGAUGAGAGAGUGCCUUUUGUGAAAGGUUCAUAAGCUACAGGACGAAAGAGGAGUGCCACCUUCCUUCAGCUCUGUCAUUUUGCUCAAGAGUGCAGUUCAUUUGUAUGUGGCUUCCCAUUACAGGCUGCGGGUGUCUGUGUGAGCUGACAGAUGUUGACCUGUAGAGUGCAGACGUGCUAAUGCUUAGUAUAAAUCACAGUCGGAAAACUGAGCCAGCAAAUUCCACCACCACAUUUUCUUUGUAUGAUGUCAGAUCACCACAUUUAGCUAUGUCCAGUUUUGCUCAGCAUACUUUAGUCAGAAGAGAAGAAGAAAACAAUUUGCCUUAUAGUUCUGUCCUUCCAACUCUUUAAGGAAACUCAAGGCAUAGCCCACAUGAAAAUUAGGAGUGCCUGAUAUGAGGAUGCCUAUGAAAAAUAAUUUCCUGGGUGGUGAUGAUUUCUCCUCCAGAGUAUACAGGACUGCAGCACAGGCUCAGUAAAUGUUCAGAGGCAUUUCGAUAACGUGAAGACAGAACUGUAAUGUCAGGACUUUCAGUGAACCCGUCAUCAUGAAAUCAUUGCCUAAUUUUCUAUACUUGAACCUUUAAAAAAACAUCAGUUUUUAAAUUAUUUGUAUUUAGUUAAGGGCUUCAUGUGCAAACCCUUAUAUAAAUAUAUCAAUCAUGGAAGCUUUGGUUAAAGAAGCUGUUAAGUUGUUGUGACAUCCCCAUUCUAAGCAGUUAUUUCCAAAAAAUUAAAAAUAAUGGUUGCUUAUUAGUUCACUACUCUGCUGUAAGCGUCCAGAUGUCCCUCGUGUCUUUAUUAUUUCUACAGCCAGCCAAGGAUUUGAAUGUUGUUUCCAUCUGAUACUCUAUAGAUUCUGCACUGAAUGCUUAUUUUAACCUCUAACAAGCUUACUUUCCUCAUCAUUGUUUUAUGCCAUCUUUCCAACCGUGCUUUAAAGAAUCUGUUAUUUACCCGUAGUAUCUUGUAAUGGUUUUGAGCAAGUCUUACUGUAAGAAUCAUUGCAAGUUUCCGUUGAAAUGAGGCAUGGCUACUGAAGACAGUUGAUGAUGUUUGGGUAUUAUUUGGGUAGUAUUAGCAAGCACUCAAAAAUUAGACUUAUAAAACGUAACUUACUUUGUAUACUAUUCAACUUUAGUGCUCAGAUGGAACUCCUGUAUGUAUAUAUAUAUUUUUUAGAAAACUUGAUGAUAGCCCUCUGAUAAUACCAAGUAUUACCAAGUUCAUUUUCUUCCCUAACAGAUUUCUUCUAAGUGAGGUUAAUUAUUCACACGCUGUCUUUGUUCUUCGUAUCUUUUUAUCACUUUGUAUCACUCUGAAGUUUCCUUUUUCUUGCCAGAAACAUUGUUUAUUCAUUUCACUUUUUAAUUUCAGUGCUACUUGAGAUUUUCCUUUUUUACCUUAAAGAAAUUAUUUUUGGUGAUAGAGUUUGUAAAGUAGAAUAUUUAUCCUUUUUUUUUUUUUCCUGAUCUGAAAAUGAACUGUUGUUAAAAUUUGAAGAGCCUCAUUCAGUUUAACGUGGGUACUUUCUGGUGUGUUUUUAGAAGUUUUGGUUGGCAUUUGGGCAUAUGCUUUGCCAAAUUGUUAUAGCAGAGCUUUGUUUUGUUUAAUCAGUAGUUAAUUAUUGAUCAUUUAAACUAGUAUGACCUUAAUUUUCCUUUUCUCACACAGAUAUGCUUCCUAUCCAGGUCAUUUUGUAUAUAACAAACUGCUUUGUGUGGUUUUUCUCAUCAGAGUUUCAGAUUCCGUGUAAACAUCAACUCGUCUUUUCAGUUGAAAGAAUUGCGGAAUAAGUCAAAUAAGCAGAAUUCCCACUAUAUAAGCAUCACCUAAUUAAACCCAGCAAGCUCAAAGACUGAUUUAUGAAAAUAGUUUCCUUGUUUAUGGAAGCAUUAAAGUGACUGAGAAAGCUAACUGCAUUUCCUAACUUUGGGAUAAUUAAUACAUAGUCUCUUGUUGCUCUAGUAUAGUUGAUUUUACGUGUUUAAUAUUUAAUAUUUUUCAUGUACAUGCAUCUUGAGAGCAAAGCUAUAAACAUAUGAGAAUGUAUCUGUAGCCGCCUUGGCCCAUGGAGGGCCAGGGAGUGAAAAACAAUUUCAAGGUAAAUCUUCACAUUUUAACUAUCGUUAUUAAGAAAAUGAGAUUCACCAAUUUUAGUCAUUUAAAAAUAGACACCUGUUACCCUUAGCAUUGUUUCAUAUUGGAGUUGUUUUUAAAAAGGGAAUCCCGGUAAAACUAUAAAAUACAAGGUGAAAACUUUAAAUAUAUUGAAAGUUACAAAUCGCUGCCUUAAAAUGUUAUUUAGGCUAGCCAUUCGGUUUUUUUUUCUUCCAGCUCCUCAAAGGUAGUAAUUUGCCUUCGCUGAUUUACCAGACAUUAUCACUUGCUAACCAUCCCCUUGGACUCAAACAUAGUGAUGAUUGUGUGGAUGGCGCAGGAUCAGGCGGUGUUUCAUUCUGUUGCUCAUAGGGUCGCUGUGAGUCAGAAUCGACUCAAUGGCUCCUAACAACAACAACCAGCCCCUUAACAUAUGCAAACCCUCAAUUUCUACUACCACUCUGUAUAGUCUUCCUGCAUCUCGAAGUAAAUGUUCUAAUGGAUCUGAUUUUUCUUUCCCCUCUUUGCCAUCAGAAAUUAGAAAAUGCAUAGCAUUGUAACUAUGAUUUCUUGUUCAAAAUAUCACUUAGCAGUGCCCAUCACAUAUUAUAAAGGUAUCAUCAAGAAGGAGUAGGUGGAUGAUAGUCUUCAAAGUGAUCAUUAUGAUGGACUCCUCACAUUUCCCAUCUACUUGAGAUUGGGUAUUUAUUUGCUGAGAUUUUACUGUAAAGCUGCUAAAUUCACACUUAAUCCUUUCAUACCUGUUUAAUUAGCAAUUUUGAGACCAGUGUUACAAGGAGUAACUCUGAUGUUUAACAUUCUUAUUAAAACACAUUUGGGAAAUGGUGUUAUUACUUUAAACUAGAAUAUGAGAUUAAACAGAUUAAAUAUAAAAAAUAAUUCUAAUAUAACCUUUAAAUUCUUUGAGCUGAUUGAAAAUAUCUGCUUUGGAGUGAACUUUAAGCAAGAAGAGUCACUCAUGUGAGUUUCUACAGCUUUUUUGAAGUGAAGUACCUAACAGAAUAAUCUAGACUUAGAAAUGUGAACUGUGCUUAGAUCCUAAACCCACUUAGACAGUGCUAGUCUGAAGCUUCUGAAACGGGGGUGUUAUGAAGUUCCAGAGGCAUUCGUAUAGUUUUGGUAAUCAGAGAGUUAGAUCAGACUUUAUUUGCAAUUUGUUCAAUAGAAAUUUUAUUUUGAUACAAAUAUUAAGCAUAAAACAUAGUAUGUUUUAUAUAAUUCUAUGAGUUCAUUAAACAAUAUUAUGGAAUUUUCAUUAUGUUCUUGGGGAGUCUUUUUAGACAUUUUUUGCACCUCAUGUAUGAGGUCUCUUCUGUAUUUUAUUUUAUAUACUAGCAUGUGACUGCCUGCCUUAGAACUCUGUAUAGGAGGGGAAAUCAAUAUUACCUUUAAAAAAUAUCUGAUUUUAUAAAAUAAUUUUUUUCAUGAAGACUUUUAAUAUUUGAGAAGUAAAGGCAGAGGGGUGGCAGAUUACAUAGGUUUCAAAUAGUGUAGCCAGUCACACAGUAGGGAAUGAAGGUCAAGUUAUCUAUUUACAAAUCUGUCCUGUUUUAAGGUUUUAGAAUUGGGACCAGUAUAGAGCAGUGGUUCUCAACCUUGAGCGAGCAUCGGAAUUACCACACAGUCUUGUUAAAAUACAGACUGCUGCCCCCCACCUUCGGAGUUUCUCAUUCUAGAGCCUGAGAAUUUGCAUAUCGAACUAGUUCUCAGGCGAUGCUGAUGCUGCUUGGUCCAGGAGCCACGCUUUGAGAGCCACUGGUGGAGAGAACGUCUGAAGGUCUUUUCAACCAUCCGUAUUUCCAUAAUUGUGAUGCCGUGAGUGGCACAUUCAUGCCACCCCCACCUCCCUCUUGUUUAGGGCCUCUGCCACCCCUCCACAUGAGGGUGCAGGAGCGCUUUCAUCUCUAGGGUGAGCCUGGUUUUGUGUACACUGCUGCCUGGGCUUUGGUCUGGAAUUGUGUGUAUUUGUAUGACGUGCUUAGAGUCAAUCUUGAUGAUCCACACACGGAGACAUUGUGGAAGGAAUCAUCAGAAUGAGAAGGCACUUGGCGUUUACAGAGGCACUAAGUACAGGGGGCACGGUACUAGGAUGGCAGGAACAAGAUCAUGGAAAACAGUAGGCAACCCCCAAAUAAUGUAUUUGUAGUUUUUAUGGGUUUUUUUUGGGGGGGGAGGGGGUGGUGACUGCAAAUGAUUUGCUUUUCAAAUUAUGUGUUUCUCAGGUUAACAAUAACGUUAUUUUGGAUCCUCUGCUGUGCCAGCAGGUGUGAGAGGACCCUUAAGUGUUGUAUAUGGCAGAAAAUGGGUAAUUGUCUCUGAUUACUUUGCUCCCUUUAAAAUAUGUAUGUUUGCAAAACAGUCUAGGGGAGUCUACCACCUACACAGUAUGAGUUAUUCAUAAAUCAUAGGUGCACAUGUAUGAGCAAGUUAGUUGUUUUUGAGAAAGAAACUACCUGUAAUGUAAUCACUCUGACUGGUCUUUGGCUAUUUUAAAAUUUGUGUGUUGUCGUCCUUAUUGUUAAUAUUGACCCUGGACUGCAGCUUGGGGAAUAUUGGGCUCUGCCUCUGGUUUUUAGUUUGGCUUCGAACUUGCUGAGAAACUGGAGAAAAAAAAUUUAAAAAGAAUAUAUUUGUAAGGUAAUAGGAUAUAGAAUGACCUAGACAUACAAGUAAACAUGGCGACCGUUCUAGAAUGCACUGCUGUGGAAUUCUUAAAGCGCAGUACUCCCUACUUGAAAAGCUUUGGUGGGAUUGUUUAAAUGUUGAGCAGAGGUUCCUUUAUCCAGUUCCAGCUUCCAGGGACCUUCAGUUUCUUUACAUUUUGCUUUGCAUGAUGCCUUGUGUGAGACCUCUUUAUCUUUCAAUAGGUCAGAGGGUUCUUUGUCCAGGGUACCGUCCCAAUGUGUCAGUUACACCUGAGAAUGUUCUCAGCCCCUCCCACAGAGAGGAUUUUCCUAUAUCCAGACCAUGCCUGCUUUCUAUAAAUCCAUGUAUAUGACAUUGUACUGUAUCCGCUUUCUGUGCCAGUCAUCCAACUUGAUUCUUUGAAACCCAUGAAGGUACUGGUUAUACCUUAGUAGUAGUGGUAUCCUCGGUAAAUCUGGUGAUUAAAAUACCUCUCUUUAAAUUAUAAACUUAAUGGGUUUUGCAUUUCAUUAGGGGUCCUGUGAUUAGUGAUGCAGGGAUUGUUUUGUUUUUUUGUAAUGCUUCAAAAAUGUAGUUCUUCCCUAAACUUGUUCAGCUAACUUUGUAUGAUUAGUUUGUUAACAGAUUCAUACUGGGUCUUGCUUUGAAAAGUCUAAGGGAGGCUAGCUGUAUAGAACCGAGGCAGCCAGUUUCCGUCUCUCACAUGAAAAGUACCAGUUGUGCAGCCAUCUAAUUAAGCUUAAUUUAUGGCAAAAUUAUCACAAAAUUAUUUUUUUCUUUGUGGUUAAUGAUACCUCAUCUGUGAGGUCCUAAUAUCUAAAGAAUUUAUUCUUGAAAAUGUAAGUGACUUUGUACCAUAAAAUGACCCCAAAGCCACUCCCUAGGGUUUUGGGGGAUUUUUCUUUUCUUUUUUUCUAAACUUAGUUUUUCAAUUCUUUUAGCCACUUUGGUUUCAAUUUGGGGUCUACAGUUCGUACAGUGUGAUCAUUGUCUCAGUGAAGUUCUUUUGUUUGAAAAGAUUCAUGGUAACACAAAAUGUAUUUUACUGCUACAACUAAAAUGUAUUUAUAAUAAAAUGCCUUUUUAAUAAUUUGGAGAUGUGUUUAUUAUGUGUAAGCCACAGCUUUCUGCUUCCUUUUAGGAUCAAAGAUUUUGACAGAAGUUGAGCACAGCACUUUGAUUUUAGUCAUAAUAUUAAUAGGUACUAGGCAACAACCAGCUGAUGUCACUGAGAACUCACCAUUGGUUUAUAAAGUUGUAACUCCAGUUUCCGUAAAUGAGGGACUGACUUACUUCAGCAGUAGCAAAGGCUUAAACGCUUUUAAAGUGUUACCUGAAAGUUCCAAGAUCAUCAGUGCUCAGUGAGAAAGUGAGCCCUUUUCAAAUUGUCAUCCAACAUGGAUCUUAGGAAUUAAAAAGAAAAUUACCAGGAAUUACUCUUAACAAGUCACUUACUUAAUGCUGGGCUUGUAUGGCCCAGAAUUUAUUCCAGAAGUCAUAAACCCUCGUGUAGAUCAGUAUAUUAUGUGAGUGUAACAAAGCACUUUACAGUGGUAGUGACAAGCGUUAAUUCAACUAUCCAAAAAAAAAAAAGGCUGACCGUGCACAAAAUUGCCCUGAGCCAGGGUCUUGUUUUUGUUGGGAAAGUAAUGCUUUGCAUCUGCCAUGAUGUGCUUUUGAAAAGCAGUAGCAGGUCACAGAAUGCUUUGUGUGCCCUAACUUUUUAUUUUUAACAGCCCAUUAAUGUGGCAUCAUAAAUCUAGCUUGAGUACAUGCCAUGCUUAAAGUUUAGAAAUGUGAGUAGAUAGGACAGUCAGCCUUUCGCAAGGACAAUUUAUAAUUCUUAGUGCAGUGAAUCAGUUUUUGAACUAGAUAGCUUGUUUUCUUUGAGUUGAAUUGAUAGGACACAAAUCUCUGAAUUUUGGAAAGAGAAGCACUUCUUUACAUAUAAAUCAAAUGGACUUGAAGGGCCCCUUGGACUGCUGUCUGCGCCAGAUGAAGUAACCCAAGGCUCCAUCAUCAGUAGGAAAGUUUACAAAUAUGAUUCUCCCAGGUGUUAACUCCUAGACCAUAUUGGUGUCCUCUGAAACAUUUUUCUGAGAAUAUAUUAGUGAAAAUGUUGGUGGAAACUCAGGUGUGGAG